AUGUGGGGGGUGGCCGGCCGGCUCAGGAGUGAAUUCUUGCUUGGCCAGCCUCCUUUUACAGUCUGCAUGGAGAGCCCGGCUGGCAUCCUGUGGGCAACUGGCCCAGCAGGCCUGUCCACCUCUGUAGAUCACUGGAGAACACGUUAUGGUCUGCAUGGAGGGACAUACAUUCACAGACAAGGGGCACUCGAUUAUCAAAACUCGCCAUUCAUGCAAGACCUUGGGAUCACAGUUAUCCCUGACCCUGGAUGGAUGAGUUUGAGUGAAUCCUUAGUGCACAUUGCAAAAGGAGGCUGGCCCUACAAGCAAGAAUUCACUUCUAGGUCGGCCAGCCACCCCCCACAUACUGCAGGGGUGGGCAGGCCUACUGGGCCAGAUGCCCAGAGCAUGUCGGCCGGCCCCGACAUGCAGAUUGCAGAUGGAGGCUGGCCCUGCAAGCAAGAAUUCUCUCCUAGGCCGGCCAGCCACCCCCCACAUACUGCAGGGGUGGGCAGGCCACUGGGCCAGAUGCCCAAAGCAUGUCGGCCGGCCCCUCUAUGCAGGCUGCAAAGGAAGGCAGGCCCAGCAAGAAUUCAUUCCCAGGCCAGCCGGCCACCCCCCACACACUGCAGAGGCUGCAAAGGGAGGCAGGCCCAGCCAGAAUUCAUUCCUAGGCCAGCCGGCCACCUCCCACAUACUGCAGAGAUGCCUGCCUCUCAGCAUAUGCCCUACUUCCCAUUCUUGAUGCUUUCAUCUGCCCGAAACUCUCCACCUCUCCUCCUGUGUCCGAAACCAGGACAUGGUCCAAAACAUUUCAUGCUGUACCAAUUUCAGUUCUUCUGA
Suillus paluster is the source of this 822-nucleotide messenger RNA. RefSeq lists its product as uncharacterized. The record is from RefSeq and is a predicted model, not a curated record. The transcript has 5 exons. NCBI's taxonomy places the organism in Eukaryota, Fungi, Basidiomycota, Agaricomycetes, Boletales, Suillaceae. The coding region runs from base 1 to 822 and encodes 273 amino acids.